UUUGACUUUUGAAUCUUCCGAUUUGCUUACACGUCUAAUAUUAUUUGGUUGUAAAUUUCAAUUUUAUGUUUUUACCAUAAGUAUUUUUAUAUUACAUACUGUUAAAAUUAUUCCUAUCAUAAAGAAAUAUAUAUACAACAAGACGUACAUGGAGUAAUAAAUUAUCUUUUAUCUCUUGAAAAAUUUAAUGUUUCCUUAGUCUAGGCUAAUCUCCUAAAAUGGGUGGUUUAUUUAGUUAUUUUAGAGGACUAUUAGGGGCCCGUGAAAUGCGGAUAUUGAUCCUCGGUCUAGACGGUGCCGGAAAGACGACAAUAUUGUACAAAUUACAAGUUGGCGAAGUUGUUACUACAAUUCCGACAAUCGGCUUUAAUGUAGAGCAAGUAACAUAUAAAAAUCUUAAGUUUCAAGUUUGGGAUCUUGGCGGACAAACAAGUAUCAGGCCCUAUUGGCGGUGUUACUAUGGUAACACAGAUGCAAUAAUAUAUGUUGUAGAUUCAGCAGAUAGAGAUCGAAUAGGAAUUUCGAAAGAUGAACUUGUGCAUAUGUUAAGAGAAGAUGAGUUAUCAAAUGCAAUACUGGUAGUAUUAGCGAACAAGCAGGAUAUGGCAGGCUGCCUCACUGUGGCUGAGGUGCAUCAAGCGUUGGGGUUGGAUGCUCUACGUGAUAGAACCUUCCAGAUAUUCAAGACAUCCGCCGUGAGAGGAGAAGGAUUGGAUCAAGCGAUGGACUGGCUUUCUAAUGCACUACAAGCGAGGAAAUAACACCAGCAUUUAUUUGAAGAGUCCUGGCUUGGCAGUAUCGGAACAAGAAGUGAUGUAGUCAUAUUUACAGCCAAUAGGUUAAGUACUUAGCAUCGCCGCCACCUUCCUCUUUUUCCUUGGAUAACCCGCUUUUAUUAGAGUUUUGUAUAGUCAGGUUACAAGAUAGAUUGGAGCAAUUGUGAGGAUCACAGGUGUCGGCCGAGGCACAGUUUUAUAUUAAUAUUUUCUUUGCUAAACUGAUAGGAUAUAUUAUUUAUUUAUUAUAGUUCGGCAUAUUUAUAAAAUUUCAUUGUGACAUUUAUUUUAAUUGUAAAAGGCACAAUUUUGUAUUUUAGAAUUAGGGGCAUGGCAGUGUGCGCUUUUUAGAAUAAAAGGCAAAAUUUUAUCGAUUCUUAUAAAAUAAUCUAUUUUUAUGGCUUAUCCUUGUAUCUUGAUUUUCUAUCAUGUUAAAGAUAGAAAUUCCACAUUUUAAUAUCAUUAUGAUUGAAUAAUGGCGGCGAUGCCUCAGUAGGUUAAUGAAUUGUGGACACAAGGACUAAUUAACAGAUCAGAUUUUUGUAUAACUUUAGUAUAUGAACGUAGUUAUUCUCUUAAGGAUUGAGAAUAAAAGUUACGAAAAUGAGGUAUAAAAAGUGUUUAAGAAGGUAAAAUUGGUGUCUACCUUCCGAUCAAGGAGGCGUUUUACCCCCAAACACUUGAAUAAACCUGAGUUAUCUCGCUCUCGAAGGAGCAAUGCCUUUGCCUUCUGUUACAACAUCUAUUUGUUGUCAGUCCUUGUUUCCUGAGAAUGUGUGCGACGGCGGAUGUAAUAAUUAUCUAUAAAUAUAAGUUAUUAUACAUUCUGUAUUUGUGACAGUGGACAACUAAGUUAUUCUAUCUGGGAAGAGGCGAUUGUUCCAAAUACAUUAUUCAAUAUUA
Pieris napi is the source of this 1679-nucleotide messenger RNA. It is a transcript of the gene Arl1, whose product is annotated as ADP-ribosylation factor-like protein 1. The coding region runs from base 219 to 761 and encodes 180 amino acids. Gene Ontology annotation, biological process: intracellular protein transport; vesicle-mediated transport. The record is from RefSeq and is a predicted model, not a curated record. The transcript has 5 exons. NCBI's taxonomy places the organism in Eukaryota, Metazoa, Arthropoda, Insecta, Lepidoptera, Pieridae. Gene Ontology annotation, molecular function: GTPase activity; GTP binding. Gene Ontology annotation, cellular component: cytoplasm; Golgi apparatus.